GUCGCUGCGCGCUGGCAGCUCGAGGUGAAGGGUGGCCCCGCCCUGCAGCGGUUGCUCAGCGCGCGCCGCGCGGCUCGUCCUCGGCCGGCGGGAGCGUUCGGGAGGUGGUGGACCUCGGUCAGGGACAGGGGCGGCCUCUCCCCGCAACGCUGGUGCCUGUGGUGCGUUUGGAGCCCCCGGUACCCACCGCAGAAAAAUGAGGACCAGGUUCUGCCGGAGAAGGAAAAACUCACAAUCGGUGCGGAAGCGCCCGCGAGGAACGGAGAUGGUCAGCCCCUGCCCGCCACGCACGUUGGCUGCGCGCAGGCGGCAGAGCCAGCACUGCCAAGGCCCUGGGGAUUGAGAUGCGGGGUUUUUGGUGUAACAAACGGCAGGUGCCAACAAUCACGAGUAAUGAUUGACAGGGAAAGCUAACAGCCACGUAAUUGUUUUCGAGAGUUUUCCUGCUUUGAAGCUGUUGUGAUUACCAGCUAGAUUCACCUGAGGACAGGCUUAAGUCCUUUAAAGGCGUCCUCUGGUGAAGGAUUUGUAAGUUGAGGAAGAUGGGCAAUGAGGAAUGUAGGCUCAGCUCACAAGUUUAGGCUGACUUUCUGCUGGACCAGUGACACACUGUAAAUAAUAGCCUUUUGUUCCAAGUAAUUGCAGAUUACCACGUGUAUUUUUGAGCUGUGCAGAAGGGUUCUUUCCUUCCAUCGCUCAAACAUUGCCGCUUACGACUCGUGAUACAAUCUCUUUGCCAUGCACAGCACAGAGCAGGAAGAUAAAGGAGGAUCUAAUGUGAUAUGAAACUAGCAGACAAACAUAGGGAGAUCAGCACCCUGGGUGCAAAUGGCAAGGUGUAUCUGUGGUGAAGGGGAGUGCUAGCGCAGCUGUAUCGUCAUGUUUCUGUGAAAGGGUCGUCAGAGUGUCUGUUAUGAAUCUGACUGGGUUUUUGUUAUGUCUUUUUUCUGGUAUCUCUCUCUGAAAUUUUAAAAAAUUCUCAUCAUGAGGAAAUUACUUUGACCUGAAGGCUGAUAAAGGUACUCCUGCAAAGAAAGUACUCUGCUAAUGAAAGACGUGGAUCAUAAGAAGCUUUCAGCAAUUUGUGAAAACAACAUCAAGGGGAACACCGGUGCGGGCAUCUUUGCAAAGUCUCUAUACGCUUCUCCUUCUGAUGGUCUAUGUAGGGGACUUUGUGCCUAAUGAGCUUUCCCAACAAAAUGGAGCUUGCUGUUUGUGCCUUGUGAGAUAGGGGUUGUCAAGGUGUGUAGUUACAAUUACGAAUUGGUUUUUCUUCUCAACGUGGUACAUACCUUGGUCUGAAGAGGAGCACUCUUGAGGAAACCCAUGGUACAAUGUGAGCGGUACUUCAAUAGAUAUCUUCUCCCUUGCACCCUCCUCCUCAGGCCCCAAAUGCAGUCACACUACUCCGACUGCAGUCUUCUGUGAGGUGCUUGGCAUUCAGUUUUGCAUUGUGCAGAGUUUCUCUUUGGACGCUUGUGUGGAACUGGGGCUCAUUCUGUGCAGGGCAUCAUCCCACUAUCCUUAACAAGUGUUGCGUUAGUGUGAUGGUAAACGUGGGUUUACAGAGUUCUGCCUUUGAUAAUAGUUGGGGAUGUGCAGCAAAGGACGGUGUUGCACAGACUAAGGGCUACAGGAAUAAAGAUUGCUGUGUGAAAUGCGUUGGAGGAGGUAGCAGAAAGCAGGAUAUUUGUGGGAGUUCUGUAUGGCCAAAGUAGCAGAACAGCUGGGAGUCUUUCAGCCCCCUGGGGGAGACUGUAAACAAAAAAGUUUACCCUACUGGUGUGCAGCUGUGAGGGUUUCCCUGAAGCAGUUUGGAGUGGUGUGGAGCCAUCUUUGUGCAGCAGCAGCCUUUGGUCUCUGGGCAAGAAAGCAUAAAGAAGAGGUCAGACUUGACUUAUGAGCUGUUUCCAUUUCUGACAACAAGAGGCAAGAUACUACAUGUGGUUCGUUAAUUCAGCAGAUCUGUCAGCAUCUAUCCUGAGAUGCUAUUUUGGAACCCAUUUGGCUGUUUUACCCACUACGGUAUGCACGCCUUGGCUACAGGAGUGAUUCUGAUGACACCUAAGGAGGCUGUUGAGCACUUGAAAGCUAUUAAUCUGUGAGAGAGGAGUAGCAGUGCUAAAGGGUGGCUGGUGGGGUAGGCAUCUUCUUCUCAGGAAUUAGUUUCAAACUUCGGUUCCUGCACUGAAAAAUGAUAUUAACUUCUGGUUCCAAGUACAUUUGUUGUCAGUUGACCUUAUCCAGGUGUUCAGCUUGUGUAGCCUGAACUUCAAAAACAUAUUCUUUGGGUGCUCCAGUAAAGUCAUAUGGAAAUAGAACCAGCGACAAGCAGAUGAUCAGACCCUGUCCUUGCAACAGAGUGUCUCUGCUGAAUUCAGGAGUGUAAAUGGGAAGAAAGCCAAACUCGGUCACUGCAAUAAAGGUUUUGUGUUAGUCCUUGGCCUCUGCACAGGCAGCUGGAACAGUAGGAUCAGUACCGAAAGGUGAUUUCAUAUUGCAGCAGGGGCCUCAGUCUGCAGCCAAGCCACAGCUUUGCUUUAUUGUAAACUUAGACUGAGGUCAUGAUUCAUCUUAAUUUAGCUCUAGUGAAUUGCAGAUAAAUGUAAACCCAUUGCUGUUAUGGAAACUCCUGGGAAGUGUGACAUGUCUGACUGCUAAUUGUUUUAAGUAUUUCAGUCUUAAUCCCCGACGAUGGUAGGCAAUGCCUAAGUAACCAAGGUAAGAUCUCUGGUGCCUCAUUUGCGCAAAGGUGGAGGAGAUAUGCCCAUAAAACAUAUAUGCUUCGUAUCAAGAGAUGGAGAGAAAAGAUUGUAGCGAAUAGGAAGGCCGCGCUUGACGCCUACCCGUGAUGAUUCCACCAUCUGCAGCAACCCCUGUCAGUGAUGCUGCAUUCUUGCCAAGCGUGGCUUCUCAGGAAAUCUGGAGGUCGCAAGUUCCAGGCUAUUCUGGAUUGGUCACACGGCACAUAAGUCAUCGGGCCAACAACUUCAAGAGACAUCCAAAAAGGAGGAAACAUAUCCGCCCUUCGCCACCGCCACCGCCAAAUACCCCGUGUCCUAUUGAUUUGAUUGACUUUGGGGAUCUCCAGCCUCAGAGGUCUGUCCUGGAACUCCUGUUUAAUGGGUGCAUUCUCUUUGGGCUUGAGUUCAGCUAUGCCAUGGAAACAGCCUAUGUUACCCCUGUGCUGCUUCAGAUGGGGCUUCCAGACCAACUGUAUGGAAUGGUGUGGUUCAUCAGCCCUAUAUUAGGGUUCUUGCUACAGCCUUUCUUGGGGGCCUGGAGUGACAGAUGCACAUCAAGAUUUGGGAGGAGAAGACCUUUCAUUCUGGUCUUAGCAGUAGGAGCAUUGCUUGGGCUCUCACUUAUGCUGAAUGGCAAAGAUAUAGGGAGUGCCUUGUCUGACACAGCGAAUAACCACAAAUGGGGGAUCAUUCUUACGGUCUGUGGCGUUGUCCUCAUGGACUUCAGUGCAGAUUCAGCAGACAACCCCAGUCAUGCCUACAUGAUGGAUGUAUGCAGCCCAGUGGAUCAAGACAGGGGCCUCAACAUCCACGCUUUGUUAGCAGGUCUUGGAGGUGGCUUUGGUUAUGUUGUUGGAGGAAUACACUGGGAUAAAACCAGUUUUGGAAAAGCUGUGGGAGGGCAACUUCGCGUCAUCUAUGUCUUCACGUCAGUUAUACUGACUAUCACUACUGUGCUGACUCUAAUUAGCAUUCCAGAAAGACCCUUAAGGUCCUUUAGCAGGAAGAAAAAGGUGAUGAAGAGUCCAAGUCUUCCUCUCCCUCCUUCUCCGCCUCUCUUCUUUGAGGAGGGUGUAAAUGAAAACUUUGCUUCUCAUAACUCAGCUCACUUAUAUGCAAGUUUCACGAGUCCUGUUUCCCCCCUCAGCCCACUCACGCCCAAAUAUGGCAGUUUUGUCAGCAGAGACAGUUCCUUGACAGGAAUUAAUGAGUUUGCAUCAUCAUUUGGGACUUCAAAUAUUGACAGUGUGCUUAUAGACUGUUUUACAGGCGGGCACAAUAGUUCCUUAGCACUUCCAGCUAGCUUGCCCAGGCAGCCUGUCAGUGUCAGUUUUCCUCGGGUGCCUGAUGUCUGUUACCAAGGAGAAAAUGGAGUUCUGGAGCAAGGGGAGAGCAGCAUAAUGCCGGGGCCUGACGGCGAGGCGCUAAGGGUGGGCUCACUGGAUGCGAUAAAGCCACGGUCGUCGGGGAUCCUGAAAAGACCUCAGACCUUGGCCAUUCCAGAUAUUGUAACGGGACACUGUCCAGAAAAUAGCAGAAGAAGAAAUGUAACCUUCAGCCAACAGGUUGCUAAUAUCUUGCUGAAUGGUGUUAAGUAUGAGAGCGAGCUGAAUGGAUCAGGCGAGGCCUCUGAGCAACCACUCUCCAUGAAACUUCUUUGUUCGACCAUCUGCCAGAUGCCCAAGGCUCUUCGUAACCUCUGCAUCAACCACUUCCUAGGAUGGCUUUCGUUUGAGGGGAUGUUACUCUUCUAUACUGACUUCAUGGGCGAAGUAGUGUUUCAAGGGAAUCCGAAAGCACCUCACAGCUCAGAUGAGUAUCAGAAGUACAACGCUGGGGUCACCAUGGGCUGCUGGGGAAUGUGCAUCUAUGCAUUCAGUGCUGCUUUCUAUUCAGCUGCACUGGAGAAGCUGGAGGAGCGGUUCAACACACGGACGCUGUACUUUGUGGCAUAUUUGGCCUUUGGGCUGGGCACGGGACUGGCCACGCUCUCCAGAAAUGUCUAUGUGGUGCUGUCACUGUGCGCUACCUACGGCAUCCUCUUCGCCACGCUCUGCACGCUGCCCUACUCCCUGCUCUGUGACUACUACCAGAGCCACGAGUUUGUAGGCUCACAGGCAGAGGGCACACGGCGCGGGAUGGGUGUUGACAUCUCCCUGCUGAGCUGCCAGUACUUCCUGGCACAGAUCCUCGUGGCCCUGGCCAUGGGGCCCCUGACAGCGGCUGUGGGCAGUGCCAGCGGCGCCAUGUACUUCGCCAGCCUGGUGUCCUUUCUGGGCUGUCUCUUCUCCUCCCUCUGCGUCACCUAUGAGUCACCACCCACCGAGGAGCUGCCGCCCACCGAGGAGCAGCGCCCGCUCUUGCCCCGCACGCGGAACGAAUAAAUGGGAGACACCGCCAUAGCCUCCGCUGCCUCACUGUGUUGCCCUCAGCUUCCCUGUUGCAGUGUGGUGGGCUCCUGCGCCCCCGGGACAGCAGCAGUGGGCAUGGCAAAUGUCAAGAAGGUCUGCGCUGGCUCCGCUGAGCUUUCCUCUGCCCGCAGGAGGGCAAGGGGCAAGUUGGUGGCGCUUGGCACCGCUCAUCCUUCCCCUGAGGCGGCAAAGGCCUGUCUGUGCCCCCAGGGCCGCAGCAACAGGAAGUGGUGGUGUCAGUGUGGGGCCAUUUCUUCCAGCUGCCCUGUGGCGCCAUCGUUGCUGGUGGGGGACAAGCAGUGUUGUUCAGCCUGGGGCAGGAGAUCUGGAAGUCUGGUGCCCAGGCGGAGCAACCUCAGUCUCUUGGGUGGCAGUGAACUGCAGGGCUGCACACACUGCUGCGGGGGCCGCUGCUGUGGGAGCACUGGGGCUGCCGUACUCUGCCAGCUUCGUGGGCAGAAGGUGCCACCUCACGGCCAGGCAGAGCGGCCUGGUCCUCGGUCACUGGGGGCAGUGGUGACUCCUGUGAGGCCUUGGGGAGUGGCGGGGCCAACCGGCAGGUCCAGGGCUCUGCCCAUGGUAGGCCUGUCUCUGGAGGGUGCUUUUCAAAACUUUGAAAAGGCUGAGAGUGACUGUUUUUGCUUGGGUGGCGUAAGUAGUCUGAGUGCAGCAUCCAGGCUCCUGGGUGCACAGAGCUCCCACCAGCAGAACUGCUCCUAGAAGGCACCGUGGGGUGAAACCGCAGUGGCCUGGCUCCCAAACCCUGCUCUGUAGGUUCUGGUGAUGGUUGCCAAUACGUGCAUGUUUCCUUCCACAUUAGACUUCUAAGACUACGAGGGCUUGUGAUGACUUAGCAGGAGGAUGGGCAGUUGUCUGUAAUCCAGCACUGGGGAGAAGGGUUUUUUUGCAACAACUUUGAGUAGAAGCUUACUCUUAAGUUUAAGAGAAAUCAUUUGUGUGAAAACCUGCAGCACAUCAUCGUCCUUUUUCAUGCAGUUGUACCUUGUGACAUUUUAAAAUCUGCAUAGGGAACACUGAUUUAAGUACUUGUCAGCUAGAGCUGCAUCUUCCAUAUCUCACUGAAAUUAGUAAAAGGGCUUUGGGUGUCAUUAUCCCUGAGAAUUCUUAAUUAUUUUGAUUUUGGAAGGCGGUAAGUAGGUGAGAUCUUGUACAAGUUCCAGUGAAAUCCAAGAGUCUUCUAAGUCUUGAGAGUGAAGGUGAAAAUAGAAAUAAAGCUAAAACUAUUUCUAGGAUUCCUGUCCACCUACCUCCAUAGGCAGCCAAGGUUCACCAAGGCUGAUGGGCAUUUUGGUGUUUACAUGUGCUGUGCAUGACAUCCCUGUAGAGGUUAUUUUUGCUCACCGGGCCUUCAGGUCCAGAGGAAGGGUUUUCUCUGGAGGGUCACGCCUUUUAAAUGAGUUGUACUUGACUGUUCACCUAAGUUUAUUCUGAUGCUUUAUCUGUGAUGCCAAGAUGAAACAACUUGUGUGAUCUUUAGCUGUUGUGGCUUACUGUACUCCAGUGCUGAAAGCAUAAUGCAUGACUUGUAAGAACCUCUCAUUUUUCUCAUCCACCUCUGAGUAUUGCUUUUUUUUGUUUGAGAAGCAAGUUUCAUGCGACUCAGUAUUUACUUCAAUGGAAGAACACUACUGAAGUUACGAAGUCAAGCACUCAGAGGUAAAGGUCUGUCAGAUUGAUGAGUCUCUUAAUCUUUCUUUUCUUUGUUUGGGCUUAUGUAGUGUUGUGUCUGCAGGAAUGUGUGUGACAUGAGGUUUCAUUGAUUAUGGGACGGCUGUCUCCAAGAAUGUUCAGGAUGAAGCUGGAACAAAAUAGCAUGAGAAACUGUACUUUUGGUGCUUCUGAUUUCUGACAAUCUAAAGACUUGACUUUGGAGAAUUUUUUUCUUGUUGGCCCACAGUGUAACCUUAAUUUCUCUUCCUUACCUUACCAGACUUUUAAACUCAAAAAGGUUGGGUUUUUUUUUUUUGUCCUACUAGCUAAUGCGGUACUAGUUCUUAAAAUGUUCUCUCCUGUUAAGUUUUGUAGCCACCAUUAUGGCACUAAAUGGAUCAUGAGCACUUUCCUUUUCUAGGUAGCUGGAGUUGCAGAUCAUUUUGCUACAAGCAAGGAUCUUCAAAAGAUUUACAGAAUUGAUGAAAUCAAUGUAUUUGAUGGUAAUGUUUGACUCUGCUUCCAUCUGUAAAUAAUAUUCCAAAAUAUGUUUGUAUAGUUACAAAACUAUUAUAUACCCAUAUGCAUUGCCUCAUAGAAUAUAUAUUACCUUUUCUAUUUUAUGGACUUUAUUUUGCAUAUGUAUUUCUGUAGUGUUUACAUACAUAGUACUUUUAAGUCAGCAUCAUUGUAUGUUCAUUUGGGGCUUUGAGCAAUACUGGUGGUGCCUGGAAGAAGUCCAGACCCUGCCACCAUCAUGUGGAGCUGGAAGUCGCACCAAAUCCAUAGAAAGAACUUUAAAAAGAGGCAUUGCUUACUUGCUGAUUCUCUUUGUCAUACAUUUUGUGUUUUACAGAAAUAACUGUAUGUGGUCACUGUUGAACUGUGAGCUGCAAAGUGAUGUGUACCUUUUGGAAUCCAAACGCUUCAAAUACACUGUCUAAAUCUGCAAGCUGCUGUUUAGAAGUAAGAUGCAUGCGUUUAGGCAGGAAAGCGAUUUUACGCUGUGCUGUAGUUUAAUCUCUUCAGCGGUGCCUAAAGUUUAAUUUUGAUUAAGUCCGUAGCAUUAAAGGUUGCUUGAUGCAAUUA
This is a messenger RNA of Phalacrocorax carbo (great cormorant), 7915 nucleotides long. NCBI's taxonomy places the organism in Eukaryota, Metazoa, Chordata, Aves, Suliformes, Phalacrocoracidae. The record is from RefSeq and is a predicted model, not a curated record.